AUGACAAUAACAACCCAGCAAAAUAGGAGCAUAGCAACUGAAAUGAGCAGUCCCAGUAGUUUGCCCAGUAGUGAUGAUGACGAGGGUCAGGAAUUCUUAAUUAACACGAGAGAGAGGAGACAAAAUGCUGGUAACAAACUUAAGAAACUAUUAGAACAAGAAUUGCAAGAAAUGCAAUCCACUACACAGCAACUGGACGAAGAUGAAAUAGAUCUGUUAUUCCAAGAGGACGAGGAGGACGAGGAGUUUGAAGUAGAGGAAAAUUCAGAAGAGGAUGGUGAACAACUAGAGGACGUGGAAGAGGAAGAGCAAGAAGAAAAAUCACCUCAUUUGAAGAUACGAGCUGAUGAAGAUGACAACGAUCAGGAUUUGAUGCUAAGUGAAUCCGGUGGUGAGGAUCAGUCCAAUGACGAUGAAGCAGAUGAUGCUGGUGAAAGGGAAUUGCAAAGACAAGAACGAUUGAAAAGAAAGAGAAAGCAACAGAAACAGAAGGGACCCGUGAUAUUACGAAAGAGAAAGCCCUCUGUCACUACAAAAGAUGAAGAAACUCCUGUGACAAAAAGGAAACAUUCAUAUGAUGACAUAAACGCAGGGAGUUUAUUACAAACUGAUAGAAGAACGUCCAAAAGAUCUUCUGUGGUUGCAAAUAAGUUGCAAGUGUAUGAGAAACUAUCAAAGGCAGAAGAGAAAAGGAAAAUGAUAAGACAGAGGAUGCAGAAACAUAAAAAAUAUCAAUCCGAACAUGUGCUGACACAAGAGGAUAGAAUGAGAAUUGCAUUAGAGACAGAAAAAUUCAACAUUCAGAGUUUGGACAAAUAUAAAGAGCAGGAACUUUCAAAGAAGCAAAAUAGGCUGGCCAUGCAACAAAGACAAAAGAUGAAGUUUAAACAACAUGAACUGAUUUUGAGAGAUUUGUCAACUACCUGGCUUGUAACACCUCUGAUGGAAAUAGAAGAUGCUCGUUAUUGGAGUACUCAAUUGAGUAAGAGAGAGAAGAAGAAAAGAAAGUAUCCAAAGAGACAAUCAAAGAAGCAAGAGAAUGUAGAAGUUAAUAAGUCCACGACUAUUACUGAUGCUGCAAAGCUUGGAGGGGAAGAACAAAAUGCAAUGGAAAAUAAACAGGAAACAACAGCGCUUACUUCGGUGCCGACAGAUUUGCAACAGCAGAGUGAAAUCAAGAAUAUAUCAUCAGCCCACACAACAGAAAUGACUGACCAAAUAGAUAAGCCAACAAAUGCACUUGAUGAGCAUGAUGAACCAACUAUGACAGACAAUGUAUCUCAGUCAUUAAAAGAUUCUACAACAGGAGGUGAUAUUCCAACCCUGACAGCAUCUGUGCUGAACGAUGAUAAGACAACAAGUGUUCCAGAGCAGGAAAUUCUAACUUCAACAGCCAAUACGACUGAACUGCCGAAAGAAGAUGAGCCACCAUCAAAAACGAAUCUAAGUAUCAAAGAACAGGCACCAGAUACUGAUGCCGUGGUUAAUCAGAAACCUGAUUCUCCAAAUCCUGCCUCAAGUAAUUCAACAGAGCCAGAAAUUUCGCUGAAAAAGACCAUUAAUGCUCCAGUCGCAGUGGGGGACUCUAAUGGCGUAACUGUUAAAGAACCCAUAAUAAAAACAGAAAGUUUACAAGAAGAGGUCAUUACAAAACAAGUUUCCUUUGUUGCUAAUCCAGAAAUCACUAUUAUUGACCCAAACGAUACUCCGUUAACAGUCAGUGCUUCAAAAGAGGUAACACCAGCUUUAUCGGAAACGCCGAACUUGUCAGAUACCACAAACACCAUUGAUGAUGUGGAAGAAGAUAACGAAGAAUUAAUAUAUGAGGGACCAAACCAAAUGGUGUCUAAAGAUUUUGUCAUAUUAUAUAGAUGUGGAGAUGGUACUUAUAAUAGGGACGUUCACGCUGAUUUAUUUGGCCCUGAUUGGUCUCUUGCUUCACACCAACGUUCGUUAGAUGUGGAAACAAUAUUCAAGUCAUCUUCAUUAAAUGAAAAAAACGAUCUCAUUGAAGGAGAAAAUGAAAAUUUGCUGAUUAAGGAAGUGGAUUUAUCAGUAUUAGAUAAUUUCCCCUCCUUUGGUGAGUAUGAUAAAAAAGUUAUUCAUCACAUUGAUUCAAAUGAUGAUAAGAAUAGGGAAUUAAAAUUGAAGACAGCUUCACCAACUGGGGUCUACCUACCGUGUGGCUUACGCAAAAAGUGUUUGAUAACAAAUAAAAACAGUCAGUAUUUCGAUCCAAAAAAUGGUAUCCCAUAUUCAGAUUUGGAGGCUUAUAAGAUAAUUCAAGAAUUACAAGAUCCCAACGGUUCAUUCAAGUGGUUUGGUUUUAAGAAUGGUGGAAUUUUCUUAAAUGUUAAACAGAAACCUGCAAAUGGUGUUCCUGAAGGAUUUUAA
Naumovozyma castellii is the source of this 2394-nucleotide messenger RNA. It is a transcript of the gene VPS72, whose product is annotated as Vps72p. Lineage: Eukaryota; Fungi; Ascomycota; Saccharomycetes; Saccharomycetales; Saccharomycetaceae. The coding region runs from base 1 to 2394 and encodes 797 amino acids. The record is from RefSeq and is a predicted model, not a curated record. The transcript has a single exon.